This is a messenger RNA of Zerene cesonia (dogface butterfly), 1152 nucleotides long. RefSeq names its product retinaldehyde-binding protein 1. NCBI's taxonomy places the organism in Eukaryota, Metazoa, Arthropoda, Insecta, Lepidoptera, Pieridae. The transcript is spliced from 6 exons. Gene Ontology annotation, cellular component: membrane. The coding region runs from base 165 to 1040 and encodes 291 amino acids. The record is from RefSeq and is a predicted model, not a curated record. Gene Ontology annotation, molecular function: phosphatidylinositol bisphosphate binding.
GGGCACAAAGCGACUGCGUUAUCAGGUGUCUAUAAAACUGCGGCGGCGCAGCGCGCACGCGCAUUCGCUCUACUCUUUCGCGCGUUGCACGAUCGAUUUCCCGCCCUUUGUUGUUUUCACCGGCGCGUGAGUUUCCACUACGCGUGUGAGGUACCGCUACCAAAAUGACGUCAAAUGAAUUUAGGCUUGAACGAAAUGUGGAGCUGUCACCUGAAACUAAAGCUAUAGCCGAAAAGGAGCUGAGAGAGACACCAGAAAGAGUAAGAGAGGCUCUUGAAAGACUCAAGGAGUUACUUAAAGAAAACAAAGACAUAUAUUUUGGUGAAGAUGACGAGAUUCUCACCAUAUUUUUGCGUCCCUGCAAAUGGUAUCCUGAGAGCGCAUUGGCACUUAUGCGGCGAGUAGCUGACUUUAAGAAAGAAAAUGCUUGCUUGUUGGACGGUUUACUGCCUGAACAUGAAAUGGAUGCUUUCCUAGACCACAAAGUCGUUAACGUGCUAAAGGGACGUGACCACAAGGGCAGAAGAGUACUUAUCGUUAAUGUUGGAGGCUCGUGGGAUCCAAAGAAAGUGAAUGCUGAUCAGCUAUUUAGGCUAUUCUACUUAAUUCAUGAAGCGGCCAUGUUGGAGCCAGAGUCGCAGGUUCGAGGGACAGUCGUUGUUAUGGACUUCCACAAUAUGGGUUGGAGUCAGACUAUGGGGUUGACGCCAUCUUUCUCUAAGCGUUUGUUAACAUUCAUCCAAGAUGCGAUGCCUUUGCGGCUCAAGGAAGUCCACUUCGUUAAGGAGCCUAUGAUUUUCAAUGUUGUAUGGAAGAUGUUCAAGCCCCUGAUUAGGGAAAAACUAAAGAAUAGGAUAUUCUUCCACGGCUCCAAGAUGUCGUCGCUCCACAAGCACAUGGACGCGUCGCACUUGCCGGCGGACUACGGCGGCGAGCUGCCCGCCAUAGACUACUCCGGGGCCGACUGGUAUCCCGUCAUCAACGACAUCCUGCCCCACAUCCACAACUGGAACUCGUACGGAUAUGUCGAGAACAAGUAACGCUAAUAGCUUCCGGCAGAUAAUUUGAACAUUUAAUAUUGUACAUCGCUGAGCCAAUGGCGUUGUCUAUUUUUUUUCUCGCAACACCAUUGGUGCCUUGUACCGUCUUGUC